Octopus sinensis (East Asian common octopus) is the source of this 3076-nucleotide messenger RNA. RefSeq names its product alcohol dehydrogenase. Bases 465 to 1511 code for a protein of 348 amino acids. Gene Ontology annotation, molecular function: oxidoreductase activity. The record is from RefSeq and is a predicted model, not a curated record. The transcript is spliced from 8 exons. NCBI's taxonomy places the organism in Eukaryota, Metazoa, Mollusca, Cephalopoda, Octopoda, Octopodidae.
CGACCAAAAUUGUAGCUUAGCACGAGGUAGACGCCUCUUUCCAGCCGAACAGCCAAUCAGAUUGCAGUAAAAUUUUUUCGGGGUAAACAAGCACAUUGAAUCAACGCGGUUUCUCCUAAGAAGCUGCUUCAGUGCGUCAUAACAUCCCGAGCUGGAAGCAUCGUCUUCUUAAUCGAUCUGCUAUUAUAAAACCCAAUACUUUUUCAAUUCUUUCUGCAUAUAUAAUAAAUAUAUGUAGAACUGACAACUUAUAUACAACAGUUCCUAUAUAUUGCAUUACCAACGACCAUUUGAUUUAAUAUUUUUAAAAACCUGAGAAAGAAAUCCCUUUAUUAUUUUGUCUUUGUGAGGACAAUUUAGGGAUUGAUUCUUCUGUUAUAUUUUUGUGGAAGGCAGACAGAGACAUCGUUAAUUAUCCUUUGACUUUUUUGUUUACCGUGUUUUUACCAAAACAGUUCCUCGCCAUGCCACAGCUUGAAGUUCUUUCCAACAACGAAAUGAAUCUAAACAGGAAUUUAGGCUUGCUCCAAGCUUCCGUAUCUUCAAUUCUGCAACAACCUGAGGUACCCAAAGGUGGUGCACUUGUUAAGGUGUGUUUCGCUGGUGCCUGCUAUUCUGAGGGACAUGUACGUAGGAAGGGCUACCGACCUCGUUUUCCUGGUUACGAAAUAUCUGGCAUCAUUUAUGAGGUUUGCAAUUCUCUCCCAAACCGAAACCUUAACCCUGGAGAUCGGAUCAUCCUUUACCCCGACGAAGAAAUCGCUGAUUCCGGUUACACCGAAUUCUUACCAAUAAGUGAUGUGUCUAAGAUAUACCAGAUACCUUCCAACAUGUCCUUAGCAGUCGCUGCCAUGAUACCCGGAGGUGGUCUUACUGGCUUCAGCGCCGUCCUCAAGGCUAAACCACAUAUCGAAAAACUUGCUGAAGUCAAACCUAUUGUAAACGUGUUAGUGGUCGGAGCAGGUGGUCUGGGACUCUGGACUCUCAGAAUGGCCGAAUAUUUACUUGGAGAACACAACACCAAUGUCCGAGUGUUCGUGGCCGACAGCAAUAUUGACCGCUUGUUGACUGCUCAGGACCAUGGCUGUUACGAUAUCAUCCACUGGAAUGAAGAAGACCAUGAAGAAUACAUUUGUGAACGAACAAUUGAGGCUUGCCAUGGUGGACUUGAUGUUGUUAUCGAUUUUGUUAGUUCACGUCGUACAAUGAACAGAUCUCUGCAAGUUCUCAAUAGAGAAGGUCUCAUAAUCGUAGGUGGAAGCUCAGUCACAGAAAUGAGUAUCAACUUAAAUGUAUUAUCAGCUAAACAGCAGAGUAUUACCAGUAUACCUAAAGGAUCUCCAGAAGAAUUGGCAGAAUUAGUACAGUGCGUGGCAUCUGGACGGGUCAGUCCACCAACAUAUGCUGUAUUCCCUGUUGAAAAUGCAAAUCAAGUGUUUGAAGAUUUAACGCUGGCCAGAAUCACAGGACGAGCAGUCUUGCGGCUAGGGAACACAAAUGUUGACAAUUAAGGAAGCAUCCUUACCCCUCCCCUAAUAAGACAGACUUUCUUAACAUCUGAGAAGAAUCUGUUUUUACCUUUUCACUUCAAAAAGGCUGUGAUCUAUCAAACAUUGAACUUGUUCUUCUUGCACACAAGUAUCGUAAAAAAUAUAUUCCUGCUGAUAUUUGGUUUGUGCAGAACAAUUAUCUAAACGACAGCAACAAAUGGCCAUUGCUGCACAGUUGGCUCCUACAAUCAUUGGUGAUAAUUCUAGGACAAGGUUGUCUCUCCACUAUUCUUUUUCUUCAAAUUUUUGUUCUCAAAGUUACCUUUGACUUUUUGACACACAUUGCCAGCAGUGUGGAUGUAUUUGUGGUGGUGGGCGGGGGGAAUUCCCUCCCACCGACAAAUUUCCAUAUCAGAUCAGAUUUUUUUUUUUUUUCUGCUGGAAGAAAGUUUUUGUUUAUUGUGUGGAGGGCAUGUGAGAGCAAUCUGUUGUUGUUGUAGUAGUAGUAUCAUAUUGAUGCUAUAUGGAACAAAUAUAUAUAUAUAUACUGAAGCUGUCCGAAAAGCACACACAUUUAUAUAUAUUGUGAUAUAUUAAUGAUUAGCAGCCAAUUCCCAAAUCUCUUGUCAGUUUAGUCAACAGAAAUUAAAUGUUCUCUUGACCCAAAUUCUUCAUUGUCACACAUACAAAUACGUCAAAGAAAAGGCUUCUUUGAUAUAAAAUAUAUAUAUAUACACAUGUAUUUAUAUAUAAUGGGUCUAUGAUAGUGAAAGCUUGACUAAACGUUUUGCAGCUUCAAAGCCUCAUUGCAUUUGGAGAUUUUUUUUUUUUUAUAACAUUCGUGAUGUGCGGAAACUUUGCUGAUAGUUUGACCAUGAGUAGUUUGGCUAUGGUAUUUUGACCACAGGAAAUAGCUAGUGCACUUCAACUUCUUUGCAUUCCUAGAAUCUCGGACUCUCUGUCGUCUUCGGUAGUCCUAAGUGGAACUUAGCUUGACCUUGUCAAACCGACAACACUCUUCACUUCCAACCAUUCACCUUGUUCACAAAGGGUCUUGUGACGAUGGAUGGACUUUUUUUUUUUUUUUUUUUUUUUUAUUUUAUACUGAUUACAUCUAUUUGAUGUCUGUUACACCCAGGUAAUUAGCAAUGCUAUCAUAUUUCCUGUUGCGAAAAUCAGUGAUUGUAUGAGCUCAGUAUUUAUCGAAUUUGUACAAAAAAAAAAAACUGGGAAGUUGAACCAAGAGAAAAAAAAGCUUACCGAACAUGACUUAGAGUUGUUAGUUUAAUGUGAAAGUAUCCCAACAUUUCUCUCUAUAGUGUUGAUUUAGUAAACCGUGAAUUUGAACGUGGUCUCCCUGAGCCCCUAAUCCUUGCUCCUUCUCCACCUUGAUUUAUGUUGAGAUACUGUAGAUUGAAUGGUCUUCUAGACACAGGACUGGCCAGCUGGUCUAUAACACUGAUAUUAUGUCUGCUGACAGCAGGGCUUUCAACAAAUUGUAGACUUAUAAAGUGUACAAAUUUCACUUUUCAUUUAUAUAUAUUAAAAAAUGUAUAAAACCAGAAUAAAUUAUUUUGUAUAAUAUA